This is a messenger RNA of Boleophthalmus pectinirostris (great blue-spotted mudskipper), 449 nucleotides long. RefSeq names its product protein FAM240B. The transcript is spliced from 3 exons. Lineage: Eukaryota; Metazoa; Chordata; Actinopteri; Gobiiformes; Gobiidae. The coding region runs from base 23 to 259 and encodes 78 amino acids. The record is from RefSeq and is a predicted model, not a curated record.
CCGCUCCACUCCACAGGCAGAGAUGAACUUGGCUCUGGUCCACGAUCGGCUGCACAUCAAGUCCUUUUGGGAGAAGAGGAUCAACGAUGACACUGAGCACGCCCAGACCGAGGAGCAGAGGAGGAACCAGAGCGCACUCGGAAAGUUGAGGGGAGAGUGGUUGGUUCGGUUGGAGGCUCGAAACAAACAUCUGAAAACGCUGAACGACAACUUCUUGAAGAAACCCAAGACAGAAUCCACGGACCAGAACCAGACCUGAACCGGGACUAGACCAGGACUAUGCCAAGAUUAGACCAAGACCAGACCAGGAGUAGACCAGGACUAGAUUAGAAUUAAACCUGCACUAAACCAGGACUAAACGUGCACUAAACUUGGGCUAAAUCAGGACGAAACAUGGACUAAACCGGGACUAAAUCAGGACUAAACCAGGACUAAACCAGGACUAACCC